Mirounga angustirostris (Northern elephant seal) is the source of this 933-nucleotide messenger RNA. RefSeq names its product nucleophosmin/nucleoplasmin 3 (gene NPM3). Gene Ontology annotation, molecular function: RNA binding; histone binding; chromatin binding. The transcript has 6 exons. Gene Ontology annotation, cellular component: cytoplasm; nucleoplasm; nucleolus. NCBI's taxonomy places the organism in Eukaryota, Metazoa, Chordata, Mammalia, Carnivora, Phocidae. The record is from RefSeq and is a predicted model, not a curated record. Bases 42 to 575 code for a protein of 177 amino acids. Gene Ontology annotation, biological process: chromatin remodeling.
UGUACGUGUCGGGGGCGGAGUUCCCAGACGGCCCUUGCAGCAUGGCCGCCGGCGCCGCCGCCGCCUUAGCGUUCCUGAGUCAGGAGAGCCGAGCCCGGGCCGGAGGGAUCGGGGGUCUGCGGGUCCCGGCUCCGGUCACGAUGGACAGUUUUUUCUUCGGCUGUGAGCUCUCCGGCCACACCCGCUCUUUCACCUUCAAGGUAGAAGAAGAAGAUGAUUCGGAGCAUGUGCUGGCUUUGACCAUGCUCUGCCUCACUGAGGGGGCCAAAGAUGAGUGUAAUGUGAUAGAAGUCGUGGCCAGGAAUCAUGACCACCAGGAGAUUGCAGUCCCUGUAGCCAACCUCAAGUUGUCCUGCCAACCCAUGCUCAGUUUGGAUGACUUCCAGCUCCAGCCACCUGUAACCUUCCGCCUAAAGUCAGGUUCUGGCCCUGUGCGGAUCACUGGGAGGCACCAGAUUGUUACUAUAAGCAAUGACGUUUCUGAGGAAGAAGAGAGUGAAGAAGAAGGUAGUGAGGAGGAGGAAGCUGAGUUGUGCCCCAUCCUGCCUGCCAAGAAGCAGGGGGGUAGGCCCUAGCCUCCUUGGUCAGCUAGCUACAUGUGCCAUGCACCAUGUUCCUGUACAAGUUUCAAGAAAUUUAAAUGUGUCUUCUCCGUUGAAGAGGAUGGGUGGGUGGGUGGGGUCUUGGGCUGGUGCUAGGAGAGAGGGUGGUCCUAUCCCUCAUAGAGCCCUGGUAUUUUUCUAAUCUUAUGCCCUACCUGGGACUUCCCUUUUCUCCAGGAUUGGGAGGAACUCUGAACUUCUGUCCUCACCCUCUCUCCCCACUUGCCUAUGAGAUUGGAGAUCAGCAUCUGAAGCUCAGGACUGCACAUUUUUAAUACUUUUUACAUUUUUGGAUAAAGGUUGAAAUAAAGUGAUAUGGAGUUUUUUGCAA